Messenger RNA from Syngnathus acus (greater pipefish), 4698 nucleotides. RefSeq names its product exportin 6 (gene xpo6). The coding region runs from base 733 to 4182 and encodes 1149 amino acids. Gene Ontology annotation, molecular function: nuclear export signal receptor activity; small GTPase binding. Gene Ontology annotation, biological process: protein export from nucleus. The record is from RefSeq and is a predicted model, not a curated record. Lineage: Eukaryota; Metazoa; Chordata; Actinopteri; Syngnathiformes; Syngnathidae. The transcript has 24 exons.
CUGUGAGAUUUUCAAUCGAAACGAAUUCCUGCGCCACCCAAAGAGCAGAAGGGGGCAACAACACCGCGAGGAGCAUAUCAAUUAUUCCGAAAUUGUCGUAAUAAUCUAACGUGCACGUGGUGACACACUCGUUUAAUUAGCAACGGUUCCGUCGAGUUAUCGCGAGCACCAGCCAUGUCUACAUCUGGCAAGCUAGCACGGUGAACGAAAACGAUGCCUUCAUCCUUCUAGAAGAGCGAGCGAGUGAGUUAGCCAAUGUUAGCAUUUGGCUAAACGGACGUUCGCGUCCCGAUACUUGAUACAGGAACACAACACGCUAACCAGAGCUGCACAUGUUUCCAGGGUCGGGACCAGUGGUGCAUGUCAGCUUAAAGAAAUGCUUUUAGAAAAUCAACGGGUAAUGAAAUCGCACGAGCAUGUAGAACAGUUGCACGUAGCAUGCUUUAUUUAUCACAUGCUUAGUAAUCGAGAACCAGUACAAGUCGAGCGAGAUUCGAGUCAGUGAAUGUUCUUUUUUUGUGUGUGUGCAAAGUGAAUAUCAGUGUUUUGGUCGCGGAGUCGCGAAUAAAAGCGAGCAGACCAUGACGAGCCCCCUUUGCGGUUACGUUAGCGAGCUACACCUCAGCUAACGCUAGCUGCAGUUUUUGGCUAGCUCGGUAACUUAACGUUGUCUUAUUAGUGUAAUUAAUCCGUGACUAAAAGAACUCAAGGACACAUCCGAGGUAGCACAACAUGGCUUCUGGCGAGGCGUCACUGCGUGCACUGGAGAGCCUGAUGACAGAGUUUUUUCACAGCUGCACAACCAACGAAAGAAAGCGAGAAAUAGAAGAAUUGCUGAAUAACUUUGCACAGCAGACUGGAGCGUGGCGCCAUUGCUUGUUCUUCCUUUCUAAUACCCGGAAUGAGUACGUCAUGAUGUACAGUCUCACAGUAUUUGAAAACCUGGUGAACAAGAUGUGGAUCGGUGUAGCGUCGCAAGACAAAAUGGAAAUUCGCAGCUGUUUGCCCAAACUCCUACUUGAACACCACAAAUCUGUGCCCUAUUUCAUCCGGAAUAAACUCUGCAAAGUCAUCGUGGACAUCGGUCGCCAGGACUGGCCCAUGUUCUAUCACGAUUUCUUUACAAAUACGCUUCAGUUGAUCCAGUCCCCGGCUUUGGCACAGUUAGGCCUGGUAAUGCUGAAAACCACAUCCGAGGAACUGGCGUGUCCUCGGGAAGACUUGAGCGUUGCCAGGAAAGACGAGCUGCGUAAACUGCUGCUGGAUCAGGUACCGACCAUGCUUGGACUGUUGACAGGCAUUUUGGAGACGUAUUGGGACAAGCACAGUAUCAUCGCUUCCACGCCGCCGCCCUCACCCACAUCGGGAGAAUGCGUGGAACUUUUGGGCACGUUGUUUCAGGGUAGUCAAUACUCAAAGCUUCUGUGCCAGCCCAUGGCGGCACUGGACUACGAGAGCCAGCAGCUGUGUUGUCUGGUUCUGGAGUGCUUGGCCCACUUGUUCAGCUGGAUUCCUCUGUCCACUCACAUCACCCCCACUCUGCUGGCAUCCAUCUUCCACUUUGCACGCUUUGGCUGCGAUCUUCAGACCAAAGCCAAGUCCGGCUCCUUCAUCUCCUACACCUCAUCGUCUUCUAACGAACACCUGGACGCCGGGACGUUGGCGCCCUCGUCAAACGGCGGAGGGCGACCGGGCGAGGGCGGCGGCAAGGUUGACCGUUCCCGCCUGGGCGUACUCGCCAUGACCUGCAUCAACGAGCUGGUGUCCAAGAACUGCGUGCCUGUGGAUUUUGAAGAGUACCUGUUGCGCAUGUUCCAGCAGACCUUCUUUCUUCUACAGAGGCUCACUCGCGAGAAUAACGCUCACACAGUCAAGAGUAGGCUACAGGAACUGGACGAGAGCUACUUGGAGAAGUUCACCGAUUUCCUGCGUCUUUUUGUCAGUGUUCACUUGAGGCGGAUUGAGUCCAGUCCUCAGUUCCCAAUUGUAGAGUUCCUUGCCCUGCUUUUCAAGUACACUUUCAACCAGCCUACCCACGAGGGCUACUUUGCCUGUUUGGAUAUUUGGAGUGUUUUUCUGGAUUUUCUUACAACCAAAAUCAAAAGCAGACUGGCCGACAGAGAAAGUGUUCUCAACAGGUACAAAGACGCCUUAGUGCUUCUGUUGAGAGAAGUUCUGAACCGCGUGCAGUUUCGCUACAACCAGGUUCAGUUAGAAGAACUGGAUGACGAGACGCUGGACGAUGACCAACAGACUGAAUGGCAGAAGUACCUGCGUCAGAGUCUGGAGGUUGUUGCCAAGGUGAUGGAGUUGCUCCCUUCUCAUGCAUUUUCUACUUUGUUUCCCAUUCUUCAAGAAAACCUGGACGUGUACUUGGGUCUGCAGCAGUUUAUCGUCACCACUGGCACAAGUCGCAGGCUAAAUAUCACCGCUGAGAAUGACUGCCGGCGACUCCACUGCUCUCUCAGGGACCUCAGCUCCCUUCUCCAAGCCGUCGGGCGCUUGGCCGAACAUUUCAUCGGGGAGAUUUUUGCAGCGCGUUUCACCGACGCCCUGGCAGUUGUUGAGAGGCUGGUAGAAGUGACUUGCUACGGGUCCCAGACCAGCUUGUACGACCUGGAAACCGCAGUGCCUUCUGUACUCAAACCAGACCUCAUUGAUGUACAUGCACAGGCCCUUGCUGCUUUGCAAGCCUACUCUCAUUGGCUGGCGCAAUUCUACAGCGAAGUCCACAGUCAAAACCAGAGCCAAUUUAUCAACCUCAUAACGUCUGCAGUGGACGCCAGUAGCCCCCUCAUCACUGCCAAGGUACCGGAGAAGUUACUGUUGUGCGCAUGCCAUCUGAUGCUUUCCAUAACCUUGACGGUGCGACCCGUGUUUAUGGUGACGUUGCCUGCUGUUCAGAACAUCUUUAACCUCAUAACCGAGAAUCAGACUCACAGGCUCCCCCCAGAGGCUCACUUGCUGGUCUGCCGGGCUAUGUCCAACAUGCUGCUUCUCCCGUGGCCAAAUUUACCAGAGAACGAGCAGCAGUGGCAGACGCGCUCCAGCAGCCACGCCAGCAUGCUGGCGGCCCUCACAAGGGAAUAUCGUAUGUUAAGAGGGACAGUGAACAGCACUCCACGACGACCAGAGAUGCACGACUUAAAAGCAGUGAUACAGCAGACCUUGACUGUCCUUCGAGACAUAGUGGACAGCAUAUCUGGAGAGUCCACCAAAUCCCGUCAGAUCUGCUAUCAGAGUUUGCAGGAGUCGGUCCAAGUGUCCCUCAGCCUGUUUCCCGUGUUUAUUCAGCAACCAGAUGUGACGGAUGAGAUGUUGGCCUUCUUCUUGACGCUGUUUCAGGCGUUGCGAGUCCAGAUGGGCGUCGCCUUCACUGGACAGAUCCUCCACACAUUCCUCAGCUUGUUCACCAGGGAGCAGCUGGCAGCCAGUAUUUUGCAGGAGGGCAGCGCGGGGUGUCGAGUGGUACAGAAGUUCUUGAAAAUCCUGCAGGUGGUGGUACAAGAACCCGGUCAGGCUUUCAAACCGUUCCUACCUAGCAUUCUCUCUCUAUGCAUGGAGCAGGUCUACCCAGUUGUGGCAGAGCGGUCCUCUCCUGAUGUCAAAGCAGAGAUGUUUGAACUUUUAUACCAAAUACUUCACCAAAACUGGAGGUACUUUUUCAAAACUUCUAUUCUGACAAGUGUCCAAAGAGGAGCGCCCGAGGACGCCAUGGAGAACGAGGCCCAGUUCACAGCUGCCAUGCAGGCUUUCGGCCAGUCUUUCCUGCAGCCCGACAUCCACAUCUUCAAGCAGAAUCUCUCCUAUUUGGAGUCGCUCAACAGCAAGCACAAAUUGUAUCACAGAAAGCUGUUCCGGACCUCCAUGCUCUUCCACUUCAUCAACGUGCUGCUGCAGGUCCUUCUCCACAAAAGUCACGACCUACUCCAGGAGGAAAUCACCCUGGCCGUUUAUAACAUGGCCUCCGUGGACUUUGAUGCCUUCUACUCGGCCUUCAUGCCCGAGUUCCUCAACGGUUGCCAGGGUGUGGACACCAACCAGCGAGCCGUCCUCGCACGCAACUUCAAGAUAGAACGGGACCUGCCUUCGUUCACUCAGAGCGUGCAGCGGCUGGUCAACGACCUCCGCUACUACCGACUGUGCAACAGCAGCUUGCCCACCGGCACCAUCAAGCUAUAGCGCGACUGAACCACUUGACCCGGGACGUUUCAUUAAGGAGCGCCUGCGCUGACCAAUUUGCCCAACACUCCGAACACGGCUUUGACUCGCUCACGUGCUCAAAGUUGUAGGAAGGUUGCGGAUGCUGCUGUUUUUUCUUUGAGUUCUACUGUAGACAUUUGGCGCAUUGUUGUUUUUGUUGUUGUUCAAAGCAGCGUCCACCUUAUGUCGCCAAUGGUUCAUUGGUAGAAAAUGAUCACCUGGUCUGCAGUUGGCUAUUUUUUUUGGGUCUUUUUGCCCCAGACCCCGACCACUCUGAGCCAGGCCUUCUUUCCCUCGUCUCGGCCGCGACGCCGAGCUGGGACUGAGCACUUUUAACUCAUUUUGAGUUCUUGAAUUGUCUGCUUCUGUUCGUUUUUGCCUUCAGGUUUUUUCAUCUCCAAAGGAGACAGACUCUCAACUUAGUCUUUGACAUCAUUCCAUUCUGAAAGACAAAACUUGCUUGAUUUAAUAAAGUGCUUUUUUUUUUUGUAAAUA